Molecule: messenger RNA, 1539 nt
Organism: Manis javanica (Malayan pangolin)
Lineage: Eukaryota; Metazoa; Chordata; Mammalia; Pholidota; Manidae
Source: RefSeq, a predicted model, not a curated record
AUGUCCAAGGCCUGGCUGGUGCAGCUCUCUCUGCCUUAUCGCUGUCCCUCCGCGGCCCGCCCCUCCCCAGGCGCCUUCAUCGAUCCCACUUACUUCCUGAGCCGAACUGUCUCCAAUGUCAUCAGUUCUAUUGUCUUCGGGGACCGCUUUGACUACGAGGACAAAGAGUUCCUGUCCCUGCUCCGUAUGAUGCUGGGAGUCUUCCGGUUCACAGCGACAUCCACAGGGCAGCUCUAUGACAUGUUCUACUCAGUCAUGAACUACCUGCCAGGACCACAGCAACAGGCAUUCAAGGACCUUAAGGGCCUGGAGGACUUCGUAACCAAGAAGGUGGAACAGGACCAGCACACGCUGGACCCCAACUCCCCGCGGCACUUCAUCGACUCCUUCCUCAUACGCAUGAAAGAGGAGGGGAACAAUCCCAACACGGAGUUUCAUUGGAAGAACCUGGUGCUCACCACACUGAACAUCUUCUUUGCUGGCACCGAGACCGUCAGCACAACCAUGCGGUUUGCCUUACUGCUGCUUAUGAAGCACCCAGAUGUGGAGGCCAAAGUCCAUGAGGAGAUUGACCGGGUCAUUGGCAAGAACCGUCAGGCCAAGUUCGAGGACCGGGUCAAGAUGCCCUACACAGACGCGGUGAUCCACGAGAUCCAAAGAUAUGCAGACACAGUCCCCAUGUCAGUGGCCCACAGAGUCAUCAAGGACACCAAGUUUCGGGACUUCCUCCUCCCUAAGGGCACCGAGGUGUACCCAAUGCUGGGCUCUGUGCUGAGAGACCCCAAGUUCUUCUCCAACCCCCAAGAAUUCAAGCCCCAGCACUUCCUGGAUGAGAAGGGGCAGUUUAAGAAGAGUGAUGCUUUCAUGCCCUUCUCCAUCGGAAAGCGGAACUGUUUCGGAGAAGGCCUGGCCAGAAUGGAGCUCUUUCUCUUCCUCACCACCAUCAUGCAGAACUUCCGCUUCAAGUCCCCGCAGUCGCCCCGGGACAUCGACGUCUCCCCUAAAUACGUGGGCUUUAUCACCAUCCCGCGCACCUACACCAUGAGCUUCCAGCCUCGCUGAGCCGGGGCGGGGCUGGUGAGGCAGGGCUAGUGGGAGGAGCAAGUGGAGGGCGGGGCACCGGGGGCGGGGCCGAGGGGCGGAGCACACUGGGCUCUGAGCUUCGUGCUAUGGACCCUUCGGAGGUGGGAUGAGAGGAAGGAAACUCACUAUACUGUGAACGAGAAGAAAUAACAACUAGUAUUUUUUUAGCAAAUGCUCUGUGUCAUCUCUAUGCUAAAAGCGAUAAACGCCCACCUCAAUCCGCACAAACCUAUGGAAUGGGGAACAGCGUUCAAAUCCCUUUUGCAGGUGACAAAGCUGAGGUUCAGCAAGUUUAAGUCUCUAGCUGAGGUCCCACGGAACACAAGAGCUCUCGGCACGUAGGCGAACACAGAACCGCGGGGGACGGCUGUACUUAGCCCCACGGUCCUUAGGGUAAAUGCUUAAAAUGCUCCCCUGCCUCAUGUGAAAUACACAAACUCAGUAUAUUAUUUUGAA